UCCGUAAGGUAUGUCAGUCCGUUACAGAUCAACAUAUAUAUAUCCAUCUAUCUAUCUAUAUAUCUGUGGAAAAUACAAGCAUUGGUUUUUAUUAGAUGUACAUAUAGAGUCAACUUUACAGCGCCUAUUUACCAUAUCUAUAUCUAUAUAUCUACAUCUAUAUUUAGGCAUAAUGUUUAUGAACAAAACAGUAAACCCAGUAUUAUUAGGCUACAUAUAUCCCUAUAUCUAUAUAGAAUGUUCUACUUCAAAAUGGAUAGAUAUAACACAUUAUAACUGAUAAACUAUCGACAAUAUCCUCCUCCUCAUCAUCAUCAUCAUCAGUAUUAUUCUUGUUUCUACAUAGAUGUAAAUAGAUCUUUUCUUUUUUUCUUUCUUUUUGAGGGGGGCGGGGUUGGUGAAUGUAACUUUUUUUCUUUUCUUAAAUGAUUCCAUCAUCGAAUUGAAAAAAACAAACAAAAUGAGUAUGAUCCAACAUUUUCAUAAAAGAUCCAAUUUGAUUAGGAUCAUUCUAUCUAUUAUAAUGAUUUGGUGUAUGAUUAUGCUAAUGGAUUUAUCCAAUGGACAUUUACUGAUAAAAGAAGAAAAAAUUUUACGGAAAUUAGUCAAUUUGAUUCAUGCCACAACAACAAAUGAUUUCAAUCUAUGUACGAUUCAUUCACGUCAAUUACAAUAUUUAUUAUAUACUACUUAUAAUACUACUACUACUACUCAUGAUAAUGAUAUUCCAUCAGCAGCAGGAGCAGGAACAGGAGCGUCGUCAGCAUCAUCAGCAGAAGGAUCAGGAUCAUCAACAAUGAUUAAUUUAAAUGAAACAUUCUAUCCAAUAUUUCAUCAUUUAAUCACACAAAACUCUUUAACACAAAAUUUCUUACAUGAUAUAUAUAGAUCUAUACAGAUUAUGAGAAAUUUCAAUCGUUGGCAUAGCAACAACCACUACCACGACAACCACAACCCUAACAAUCAUGAUACCAGGAAACAAUUAGAAGUCUAUUUAUUUCAUUUAUUACAAUUAAAUCAACCAAUUGAAUUUUAUAAUAUGAAAUUAUUCAGUAAUUUCAUCACUAUGAAUGAUGGUUAUGAUCAAAAAUCCAAUUUAAUUGGUAUUGGUUAUUGUUUCAAUGGGAUAUUAAUGGCUUAUGUCAAUAAUCAUACUACUAAUAAUAAUAGUAGUAGUAUUAGUAGUAGUACUAGUGAUUCCUCUGAUCGUAAUUCUAUAUGUAGUCAAUUUCUAUUGAAUGUACAAUUAUUUGAUAAUAAUAAUAAUAAUAAUAAUGAGACUAUACGGUUUAAUGAUUAUGAAUAUGGAGAAUUUUCAUCCUUUUGGGCACCAGUUCAAUGUGAAUCUAAUUCAAUCAUACCAAUAGUUUUACGAUAUUUUAUUUAUACAAAAGGAAAAAGUCUAUUUUUCGAAUUUGAUUUGAAGGAUUAUACUAUUGAUCAAUGUGCUUUGAAUAUAAAUCGAUGUGGAGCAACAACUCGAUGUGUAUACAAAAAAUAUCAUCCAUAUGCAUUCAGUAUGGACAAUUAUAUGUGUGAAUGUUCUCCAGGUUAUUAUACUGACAAUAUAGAAAAUAUAUACAAACCAAUGGAAGAACGAUAAUGAAGAUUUGUGUAUCGCAUAUAAUUCAUAAUAUGAUCAAAAGUAUCUGAAAAUAUACAAGAUCAACUUGUACGCUUGUGGUGUGGGUUACCUAUAUCCACACAUGUAGUAUAUAACGGUGGUCAGGCAUAGAAUGUAUUUCAGUAGAACGUCGAUGAGGAACGAACGGGAACGGAACGCAAUCGGUAUGAAAACGUAUGACCAAUGAAAUCUGAGAUAAUGAGUUGAUGUUCUCAACAGGAACAGUCAAGUUUGUGAUGAUGGAUUGAUAUUUUGCAAAUUAACAAGUUACUAUAUGGUUUCCAGAUUUUAUUGAGAUGCUAUGUAAUUUCGUGUCAAAUACAUUCGAUUGUUUCCAGUUGUGUUCUUGUUCACUACACAUUGACCAUUAAUAUAGUCAGCCAAUAAUUUGCAAAGAUACAGAGUCGAAAGAUUACCAUCGGAAUUAUCAGUUAGUAUUUUCUGAGACCAGAUGGAGCUCAAAUGCUUCUUGAUGUUAUUUUAUAUAUUAAAAGCGAUAACUCAGGGAAUUUAUGAACCAGAUCAGAGUUCAUUCAGAAAUUUAUCAUGGAAACGAAGAAGGUCAAUGAUAUUUCAAGUUAAGAUCAUUUGCGUUCAGGAGAUUCCAACUCAUUAAUGAACUGGAUUUUGUCAUAAAUACUGUUGACACGUUGAUGGAAGGGAACAUACACUAAAAGUUUGGUCAACAUACUGAGAUGAUACUUUUGUCAUUAUAAAACGAGAUGGUUUAGACGAACUAUUUAAACGUGUCAACAUUUAUAACAAAAUCAAGUUCAUCAAUGAGUUGGAAUCUCCUGAAUGUAAAUGACCUUCUCUAGAUUGUUUAGUUAAAAGGAAAUAUAAUGAUUGUAGAAAAUUUAGUAUUUUCCGAAUGCCGACAUAUUCAGGGAGAUUUCUAGAUUUGAAGUCGGCACAUCUACACCCUACCAAAAAUUUGAUCAUCAGAGUUCAAAAGGUUGUCAUUG
This is a messenger RNA of Schistosoma haematobium, 2589 nucleotides long. RefSeq lists its product as uncharacterized. NCBI's taxonomy places the organism in Eukaryota, Metazoa, Platyhelminthes, Trematoda, Strigeidida, Schistosomatidae. Bases 461 to 1603 code for a protein of 380 amino acids. The record is from RefSeq and is a predicted model, not a curated record. The transcript is spliced from 4 exons.